UUUGGGACACAUCUCCAAGAGGAAAAUCCGGAGGUUAGUAACCAUAUGAGGAGCCCUACAACUAGGACCUAUUCAAGAAACAAGUUGGUAUGGCGAAUAUGCAAGCUAGAAAGAUGCUAUUUGCCUGGACUUGCCCGGCUAUCCUCGCUUUCUUGUGAAAGCUUUCAUGAUCCCCUACACAAAUACUCAUGUCGAGAAGAACUCCCGCGCUCGUGUGCCCUCCUUCCAGGGCCCACUUCGCUCCCUAUAGGAUUUAAGACGAAUCUCGUUCGGGCUACUGAAAUGAACCAAAGGCUGUUGACUCCAAAGACCGAGGUUACCAGAUUCAUCUGUGGCGGAUUUGCUUUGGGAAUCCGAUUGAACCACACUAUGGCGGAUGCUUAUGGAAUGAUGCAAUUUCUAAAUUCUAUUUCUGAAUUAAUAAAAGGUGCAUCUGCACCUUCUAUUUCACCUGUAUGGCAAAGAGAACAAUAUUUGAAUGCAAGAUCUCCCCCAAGAAUUACAUGCAUGCACCAUGAAUUUGAGCAAAUACGACAAUCCAGAGACUUUAUGGAUUCGGACAAGCUAUUUCGGACUUCCAUUUUCUUUACUCCUAAGGUUAUACAAGCACUUUAUAAUCGUCUGUCCUUGUCAGGAAGUUCUCGUAGGUGCUCAAGAUUUGAUCUCAUAAUAGCGUGCUUAUGGAAAUGUCGUACGAAUGCACUGAAUCCAUCUAAUCCAGACGAGACUGUUCGUCUUUCAGUCAUUACCAAUUUGCGUGGCAAGCCAGGCCUGAAAAUACCGACUGGAUACUACGGCAAUGCUUUCGUUUAUCCGGCAGCAGUGUCCACUGCCAGAAUUUUAUGCACUGCUCCAUUGUCAUAUGCAGUUCAAUUAAUUCAAAAUGCUAAGGCUCAAAUGAGUGAAGAGUACAUUAAAUCAGUGGCAGAUCUUAUAGUGAUCAAGAAACGACCAAAAUAUGCAACGGAUUGGAAUUUCCUUGUUUCAGACAUAACCCGUUUACGUGGUGAGAAGAUUGAUCUUGGAUGGGGCAAUGCAGUGUAUGGUGGAGUUGCUUGGGCCACUUCAAAUCUUAGUUUUUGUACGAAUUUCAAGAACAGUAAGGGAGAAGAUGGAGUUGUGGUACCAAUAUGCUUGCCACCAUUGGCAGUCGAAAAAUUCAAAUAUGAGCUAGAAGAGAUGACUUGUGAACCACUCUGCGGAAUGUAAAUUUCAUAAGUUUGAGUUAUAUUAUUCACCUAUUUAAAAUUAAAUAAUAUCGUUAAGGAGAAUAAGUUCAGUAAUUUGGUCAUGUUUA
This is a messenger RNA of Olea europaea var. sylvestris, 1297 nucleotides long. Its product is annotated as methanol O-anthraniloyltransferase-like. The record is from RefSeq and is a predicted model, not a curated record. NCBI's taxonomy places the organism in Eukaryota, Viridiplantae, Streptophyta, Magnoliopsida, Lamiales, Oleaceae. The coding region runs from base 46 to 1209 and encodes 387 amino acids. The transcript is spliced from 2 exons.